AUUUAGGGCUCUUUUCUCAUCUUCAAAUCUACACCAUCGCUCUGACGCUUCGAUCUUUCUCAUCGAAACCCUAAAGGAAAAAAAAAAUCGCUUCCACAUACCCUAACGAUGUCUGGCGGAUUCUUCCGCGGUACUUCCGCUGAUCAGGACACUCGCUUCUCCAACAAGCAAGCCAAGUUGAUGAAGAGCCAGAAAUUCGCGCCGGAGCUCGAGAAUCUGGUUGAUGUGUCGAAAGUGAAGAUGGAUGUUAUGAAGCCUUGGAUUGCGACUAGAGUCACUGAGCUUCUUGGAUUUGAAGAUGAAGUGCUUAUUAACUUUAUUUACGGUCUUCUUGAUAAGAAGGUUGUCAACGGUAAGGAGAUUCAGAUAGCUAUCACUGGGUUCAUGGAGAAGAACACUGUCAAGUUCAUGAAAGAGCUCUGGACGCUUCUUCUCAGCGCGCAGAGUAAUGCGAGUGGUGUUCCGCAGCAGUUUAUUGAUGCUAGAGUAGAUGCAGUCAAGAAGUUAGAGGAUGAAGCAAGGAAAAGAGCAGAUCAGAACAAUGAGUUAGUGAAUGAAAUUGGGAGGAGGAAGGAGAUGGAACGUAAGAGCUAUGAUGAUGACAUAUUGAGGAAACUUGACAGCGGCGUUGAACAGAAGGUGACAAAUGGCAUGGACGCGAAACCUUUCAAAGAUCGUCCAGAGGAUGAGAGAAGAGCUGAUGAAAAGGAUGGAGGCAAAGAAAAGAGAAGAGGUUCACGUUCAAGGUCGAUCAGCAGAUCAAAUUCAGGAUCGAGAAGUUAUUCUGGUGGACGGAAAUCAAGGAGCUUGUCUCGAUCAUCAGAUGCAUCCAUCUCACCUAGAAAGCGGAGACCAUCUUAUUCAAGGCGUCGAUCCAGGUCACGUUCCUUGAGUAGGUCUCUAUCUCCUCGCCGGCGUAGGAUACGUUCUCCUUAUGGAAGCAGGUCCCGUUCACCUAUUAGACGUCACAGGUCACCAUCACCACAAAGGCGCCGCCGUGUAUCUACACCUGAGAGACGCCGCCACUCACCACCCCCUUCAAGGCGUCGCAGGUCUCCAUCCCCUCCUGCUAGGAGACGCAGGUCACCAUCCCCUCUUGCUAGGAGACGCAGAUCACCUUCCCCUCCUGCUAGAAGACGCAGGUCACCAUCCCCUCUUGCUAGGAGACGCAGAUCACCAUCACCGUCUGCUAGGCGUCAGCGGUCCCCAUUGCCAUUUAGGCGGCGUAGGUCUCCUUCACCUGUAGCUAGACGGCGCAGGUCUCCAUCUCCACUCUACAGGCGUAACAGAUCACGAUCACGAUCACCACUGGCUAAGCGGGAAAGGUCUGAUUCACCAGGGAGAUCUCCGUCACCAGUGGGUAGCCGCAGGGCACCCGCUGCUCAAAGAUUACCCUCUCCACCUGCUAGGAUAAGAUUGCCUUCACCACCUGCUGGUCAAAGGUUGCCUCCACCACCUCCUAGGCGUGCUGGAUCACCAUCACCAAUGAGGCUAGGAGGACCUCAGCCAGGCAAUCAUCUUAAAUCACCAUCACCAAGUUCACUGUCCCCUCCUGGUAGGAACAAAGGGUUACCAUCUCCACCUGUUAGAAGGCGCAGGUCACUGACACCUGCCAAAGAGCGAGGCUCUCUGUCUCCAGCUGGACGUCUCGUGGCAGAAUCCCCUUCACCUGUCAGAGGUCGAGGUAGAUCUUCUCCCUCUCGACAUCAGAAAGCACGCUCUCCUGUUCGCCGUAGAUCACCAAAACCUAUCAACAGGCGAAGUCGAAGAUCUCCAUCUGCUUCACGAUCACCUGAUGACAGCCGAAGGAGACGGUCUCCAUCUCGGAGCAGAUCUUCGUCUAGGUCGCCCUCACCUCCUGUUCGAGGUAGAUCUCCUUCACCUAGUGUAAGAAAACAUCAGAGGGACAGAUCUCCGGGACAUCCAUCUGAAGUGCGAGAUAGAGAGGAGAGGGAUCAAAAAUCAAAGCUGUCUAAGAAAACUCAUGUGCAGUCGCCUGAUUCUGAUAAGAGGAAUGAGAUGGUACAAGUAGCUGGACGUGUUGAACAUUCGAAGGAGCAAGAGAGAAAGAGUGCAAAAUUGUCCGAGAGACGUUCUGGUCACAGAAUGCACGGUUCACAGAUGUCCCCAGUUUCACAUAAGGACUCCGUUGAGAAAGAGGAUAACAGUGACCUGGAUGCAAAACUUUCUUCUGAUUCUAAGGAUAAAAAGGGAAGAAAGAGUAAAAGGUCUGACAGGGAAGAAGCAGCCUCAGAUAGUAAUGGCAGUUCUGAUUCUGAUGUAGAAGAUAGGAAGGAAGCUAAAAGGAGAAGGAAAGAGGAAAAGAAGACGAGAAAAGAGGAGAAGAAACGCAGGCGAGAGGAGAGACGUCGUAAAAGGGAGGAACGUCGGGGUGAGAAGCUGAAACAUAAGAAUCGAGAUUAUUCUGAUUCUUCAGAGGACGAAGCUGAGAUCCGUCCUAAGAGUAAAAAUGGGGAGGAGUCAGAUCCAAAGAAGCUUGAGAUUGAGUUGCGUAACAAAGCACUUGAGGCACUGAAGGCAAAGAAGGGCAUCAGCCACUAAAAUCCUUAUCAUGUUAUUGAGUAUCCAGCGUUAUGUGAACAUCUUUUUUUCUGAAGAUACAAUGCUUUGCUAGAUAUUUCUAUUUCUAUGUUCUAUGUGUUGCUUCAUCUUAUAUGUUCCAAACUUUCUUAUGUCAGUCUGUUUGUUCUUGGCAGCAACUUGAUGGCUGAUAUUACUCUGCUGCUAUUCUUGAGUACAGACUUUUUGCAGACAUUGAUGAUGGCUCUGAUCUUCGGAUGAGUGUAGUGUCAACAACAGGACUUGGUUAAGAAAGUGGUUUAUAUUGCGGAGUCUCUUAGUAUGCCUUUUUGACUCGGUCAAGUGUCCCGAGUCUAUGGUGCUCUGUCUGCUUCAUGGCUUUGUUUGUUUUAAACAUUGAGGUACAACCUUUCGCAAGUAAGAAUUAAGAUAUAACCGAUGGCAUCUCUUGUUUUCAUAGCAUAUCUACAACCUCUAGUUCUGUUCUGUCAGAUGUGUCUCACUUUCUUAAUUCCUAUAUAUCUUUUUUUCUUAACAAGAAAAAUUUAUUUGUUUCGUUACCAAAAUGCAAUAUCUUGUAACAAAGUGAAACGCUGCUUUGAUGGCCAUUACUUGAUUGUCUAAAUCUGAACAUGCAGAGGAUAAAGAUUUAGUGUGAUGAGUCUCUGUUGUUUGGGUGUAGCGUAAGAUCCAACACCAAGUUGUUCGUUGCCCUCCAGAUACUUGAUUUGAUUUCACAUGGAUGCCAGUUUCGUGAGACUUGGGGUUAGCCACACUAACUUGUAAGUUAAACGUGCGAAAUUCAAUUUGAAUACCAAAAGAAGUUUCGUUCCUAUUGAUAACUUGCGGAUUUUGACACAAAAACAUAUAGGCUAAAAUCAAAAGAAGUUUCCAUUGAAAUUUCAUAAGUAGAUGUACAUAAUUGUGGUUCAGAAAAAAGAAAAGAUGUAAUCACAUAAAAGUUCAGUAGCUUUAUACAAACGAAAACGACUUUUUGUAUCCAUUAUUCAACACUUAGUCAUGUAUUAUCUUUCUUAUUAUUAUUUUCACAUUUACAACUGGAGAAUACAAUUUCUAGGUUUAUUCACAUCAUCAUGUUUAACGCGUCUCGGUCAAAUCUUUACUUCACACAACCCCAAAACGCAAAUGCUUCAGAUACGACCCUCUUUUAGACUCCGUAGAAGAGGUAGUCAUCAUGAGGAAGACUUUCUGUACCAUCCAGAUACCGAACCACUUGCUUCAUCAUUGGCCUAGCUUCAUGAGACCGGUUAGCACACAGAAGUCCGGUUUUCAAAACCAGUAACACUUCUCUAGCAACCAACUCCUCUCUAUUCAUCCUCGUGUCGCAUCUCUGUAACAGUUCUCCUUUCUUGAACCCUUGAAGCACCCAGUUCACUAAACUGAUCUCUUCAGGUGGUUUUGUCGGCUCUAUGGCUUUCCUUCCACAGACAAUCUCCAUAACCAACACCCCAAAACCAAACACAUCUGUGUCACGUGUAGCCUUCCCUGUCUCGACAAGCUCCGGCGCCACGUGUCCCGUGGUGCUGUUCCUGCUUCCUUGUCCGUAGUCUCCUAGUCUAGCGUUCAGCUCUUCGUCUAAGAGUACGUUGCUGGCUUUCACGUUUCCGUGAAUCAAAGGUCUUUGACCCUCCCCGUGUAGAUACUGAAGUCCAGCCGCAAUACCCUUUAUGAUACAGAACCGGUCUGACCAUGUGAGAACCGGUCGGUCAUUGCUGAAUAAGAACCGGUCCAGGCUACCGUUGGGGACGUACUCGUAAACGAGAUAAACCUCGUUACCUUUGCUGCAGUAACCAAGUAGGUUAACUAGGUUUCUUUGUCUAAGCCUUGAGAUAGAAGCUAUCUCUGCUAUUAGGGUUGUCUUCUGUUGCCUUGUGGCGCAAGUAAUCUUCUU
Messenger RNA from Eruca vesicaria subsp. sativa (arugula), 4453 nucleotides. NCBI's taxonomy places the organism in Eukaryota, Viridiplantae, Streptophyta, Magnoliopsida, Brassicales, Brassicaceae. The record is from the annotation of a GenBank genome assembly.